Messenger RNA from Baudoinia panamericana UAMH 10762, 804 nucleotides. RefSeq lists its product as uncharacterized. Bases 1 to 804 code for a protein of 267 amino acids. NCBI's taxonomy places the organism in Eukaryota, Fungi, Ascomycota, Dothideomycetes, Mycosphaerellales, Teratosphaeriaceae. The transcript has 2 exons. The record is from RefSeq and is a predicted model, not a curated record.
AUGCCUUACGCCACAAUCAACGCUCACCGCAUCAACUACUAUGACACCACGGACAGUGAGCCGAACCGUGGAAGUGGCCAUGCUCCUAUACUGAUGAUCCAUGGGCUCGGCUCGUCGCAAAACUACUACUUGCCUGUCAUAGCAUAUUUACCAACUUACCGCUGCAUAGCGCUGGACACAUAUGGCGCGGCUCGGUCAAAGUCACAAGGUGAAACUCUGACGCUGGAGGAGUUGGCUGACGACGUUGUCGGGCUCAUGGAUCAUCUUAGCAUUACAAAAGCUGUCGUAGCUGGUCACUCCAUGGGUGGUACAAUGGUCUGUACAAUUGCUGCGAAACAUCCAGAUAGACCACUUGGCAUUGUCGCAAUCGGUCCGGUCAACCCAGCUUCUGUGAAACCAGAGAUGUUUCAAUCCCGUAUAGACACCGUCAAGACAGACGGCAUGGAGCCGUUGGCUAACACCAUUCCUACCUCGGCCACCAAUGCGAAGAGUACACCUUUACAGCGGGCGAUAAUCCGCGAGCUCAUUCUUGGCCAAGACCCGACUUCGUACGCAUCGCAUUGCGAUGUUAUCAUGAAGAUGAGGGAACCUCCGGGCGGAUUUAAGACAGUUAAGGUUCCAGUGCUUAUUCUCGCCGGCGAGGAAGAUAAGUCAGCUCCUCUAGAAGGCUGCCAGUACAUUCACGACCGUCUAGGCUCUACCAGCAAGAAGCUUACCGUGAUGUCCGGUGUAGGUCACUGGCACUGCAUAGAGGCCGGUGAGCAGGUGGCAAGAGAAAUAGCAGCCUUCUGCUCCGAGCUUUAG